AUGGUAGAAACAUCAAUAAUACCAUCAUCUUCAACAAAUACUAAAUCUUCAGAUAAUAUAAUACCUAAAAAAAAUGAUAAAUCUAAAACAAAUACAAGUUCAAUAGCUAAUGUUACACCUCCAGCUACACCUGUUAAUGAACAAGACAAAACUCAAGCAAAAGAACAAUCAUCAAAACCAAAAUCUUAUCGAGAUGCUAUUGGAAAAAAAGAAAAACAAGUAACAACACAAACAACAAAUGAGAAUCAAUCAAAAUCAGCUGCAACUGGAACAAAAACAUCCAAAUCAGGUAAACAAAAAUCAUCAAAAUUGGGUAAUCGAAGUACACGAACAAUGCGUGGCUAUCCUCAAGAUAUGAAUGAUUAUUAUGAUGAUUCAUGGUAUUAUAGAACAAAUGAAGAAGGUUAUUUACAUACUGGUUAUACAGAUGAUCAAGAAAUAUUUAUUGGAAAUCUUUCAGCUCAAGUUACAGAAGAAGAAAUUCAUGAAUUAUUUCGUCCAUAUGGUCGUCUUCUUCUUAUUCGUAUUGGUAAUACAGGAUCUCAAAUUGGUGCAGCAAAUUUUGCAUUUGUUGUAUGUCAAUCCAUUGAAAUGGCUAAAGCAAUUGUAGCUGAUCAUGAGAAUCUUUUAAAAAAACAUCAGAUUAAUGUUGAAGCAAAAAAACGUCGUCCAUUUCCACAUACAUUUCGUCCAACAUAUCCGACAGCUGCUUCUCCAACAAAUUAUCAAUCAACUGGUCAUCCAGCAUCAUUUUAUGAACAUUCAUCAUCGACACCAUUUUAUGAUGGAGGAAUUCCUAGUCGUGGAGCACGACGUGGUGGAAAAAUAGGAACACAUUAA
Messenger RNA from Rotaria sp. Silwood1, 840 nucleotides. The record is from the annotation of a GenBank genome assembly. NCBI's taxonomy places the organism in Eukaryota, Metazoa, Rotifera, Eurotatoria, Philodinida, Philodinidae.